This is a messenger RNA of Prunus avium (sweet cherry), 486 nucleotides long. The record is from RefSeq and is a predicted model, not a curated record. NCBI's taxonomy places the organism in Eukaryota, Viridiplantae, Streptophyta, Magnoliopsida, Rosales, Rosaceae.
AUGCUGCUACCAAAGGGUUUUUUCAUUUUGGUCUUCGUUUUCCUCCCUUCCAAACCUCUAAGCUCUCUCCUUCUCAGCCGCCGAAACCAGAGGCUCUGUGUGCGCCAUCGCCAAACCGCUCUCAGCCAUCAUCUCUCUGAGCCAAACCUACCUUUCUCUCAUCCUUCCUCUCUCUCAUCCUCUCUGACAGAAGCUCUGUCUGCGCCAACAAUCCUCUCUGCGCAAAAUCCCUCUCAGGCAAUCCUCUCUGUCAUCCAGCGCCCUCUCAGCCUCCGCUUCUCUCAGAGCCGCCACCUCUCUCAGUCGCCACCACCUCUCUCAGUCGCCGCCAUCACAGAUUCAGCACAGCAGUUCGCAGCCAUCUCUUCAUUUUAUUUACCUCUCUUUCUCUCUGUCAGGAAAUUGAAUUGGCAGCAGUUGGUGCAGAUCAGAAAAAGAUUUCUGGAGCAUUUUGCAGCUUUUCUGCCACUCUCUGAGAUAUUAUGA